AUGAAGUAAGAACUUAAUGUUCAGCUGAUAAAGCUGCAAUCAGCCAACACUAUCGAUAAAAAACUAUUUGAUUGCUAAAAUAUAUGACUGAGCCUUUAUAAUUGCGAUAUGCGUGCUUGGUUGCCAAGCCUUUGCACAGGAGAGAGGCUCAGGGUGACCUUGUUAUGAUACAAACGUUGUUACCGUACUUUUCAAAUGUAAAUUACUUUUCUAGCAUGCUUACUAGAUACUGGUCUCUAUCAUAACAAAGUCAGCUUCAGCCUCAUGCUAAAUCAAAGGCUUGGCAAUAAAGCACUCAACUGUAACAUGACCUAUUAUUGAGGACUGCAGACAGCCUACUAACCCCCCUCCCACCCCUCCCCCAAUGGAGGAGAGCUUGUAAAAAGAACCUGUUAGUGCCAUUCUGCUACUGACAAUUGAGGAUUUAUGAACAAUUUGAUCAAAGCUAUGUUUCAAGUCUUCAUAUGGGGCUGACUUUUCAAAAAAGACAUUUUUGCCAUGGUCCAGCGUCAGAGCUUGAUAUUGAAUUUUCUUAGCUUCCCAUGUUCUUUCUCAGAGGUUAUAGUCUUCCUUUUCAACAAGAACUGUUUUUCCCAUGUCUUAUUUAUUUUCGCUUUUUAUGAACUUUUUUAUGUGCAAGAUCUGACAGAAAGAUCUACCUACCAAUGACCAUAAUUUUUUUUCAUUAUUUUUGGUGCCUGUAGCUGUUAUUUGGAGAAAAUUUCUCUGUAACCAAGAUGAUGAUUUUUUUCUUUCCCACAUUACUAUUUACCUGGUAGCCCAACAGUGUUUAAUAAAUUACCAAUCCCUCAUUAACCCUUUAACUCCUAUGAGUGGCCAACACAGAAUUUCUCCUUACAAUGUUAAUACAAUAUCAACCAUAUAAGUUAUGAGAAUAAAGAAAAAUAUCAACUUGGGGAUAAUUACCUGAUCCAAUACUUUAUUCUCCAAACUAGCAUUAUAAGAAUUGUAUGGUUGACAGUAAGGAGAAUGAAACAUUUGAUCUGGGAGUUAAAGGGUUAAACAUUUAAUCCAUAUUAAUUACUUUGAACCUAUAUUCAACUUAUAAUUCAUCAUAAUGGACUGAUUUAUUGUUUUGUCUUUGUCUGGGGUUUAGUAUGCAGACAAGCUCUAUGGUCCUGAGCACAGCUUGCAAGAACAAUGACUCUGUUAAUGAGAGUGAUUCUGAAGACAUUGAGGAUGCUCUGGCCAAAGAAGUCAAGCAACUUCAAGAAACUAAAACAGAAAAAAGGUUCCAGGCUGUCUUGACUGGAGCUGUAAACGUUAUCUUCAUCAAAACAAACCUUCCUGAUUCUAAUGAUCCCACAGAUUUAGUCCAUACAGUUUUAAAUGACAUGCUAGAAACGGGAUGCAAGAAAACCAGGUAUGGAAUGGCAUGUUCUAUUGGAAGUGUUUUUUUAUAUAUAUAUAUAUAUAUAGGUGGCAUUUUGAACGUAACUUUUUCCUGACCUUUUUGUUGAGGCUUUUUGUAAGAUUAUUUUCAAAGAGCUUUCCAGUAAUAAUCACUUUCAAACAGUAGCGGUCAUGGUCAUCAUCACCCAAAUUUAGUUGUCAAGGUCAUUUUUCAGUCAUAUUUUAAUUGCUGUUAUUAUUGAUGUUAUUUUUCAUCACUAUCCUCAUUUUGAUCUGUUAAGGCAUUGUCAAAGGUUUCUGCCAAUUUCUGGCUCCUGUCAUGCUAAUAAGGAAGAAAUGAAGAAACUUGCUGAGCAAUUGUUCCAAUCAUCAUUCUUUGCUGAAGAUGUGAAGCCAUCAACGGUAUGUAGGAAAAGAAUAGGUACAUGAGAUCAGUGAAUUUCUGCAUCCUUGCAUUAAUGAUUCAACCCAUAACAUAAGUCUUAUCCAAAUGUUUACAAUGGGGUUUAUAUAUUUAUUAUGAGCAAAACAUUAUCGAGUGGUUUUCUAACUUGUUUUAGAUCACACCAAAAAAUUUAGAAACAACAUGAAGUAAAAAUUCCUGAAAAUGGGAAGAAAUUUUGAUAUUUGUAUGAGAUCUGAUUGCAAAUUACUUUGUCCAAGACUUUUUUUUGGUGAAAGGACAUAUUUUUCAGUUUGGGGCAGACACUGAUAUGAACAUACUCAGAACCUACAAGGCUCAGUAAAUUCUGUUGGUCACUCAUGGGAGUUAAAGGGUUAACAAAAUUGGACAACCCUGAAGCAAGAGUCCGAUUUAAUCAUGAGUGUGAUUACAGACAGAAUUGGAUGACAUGAAGUCCUGUUACCAAUUAACCAAAACUAUGACAAAAUUUGAGAAAGAAACUAGACAUCAGUUACACAUUUUCAUAAAAAAACAACAGUUAACUCAGUGAAAUGCCUAACAACAGCACACACAGGUGAUGCAUACUGUCCACAUACAUAAGCAUGACCUGUCAAGUGUCCUAUUACACUGUCCAAUUACAAGCAUGACACGCACACUGUCCUAUUAAUUUUUAAAUCCGGCUGUUGAUAACCAAUCACAUUCAAGAAUUUUGUUAUAGUUUUGAUUAAGCCAGUUAAUUUCACAGGUUACAUUUAAUAAAUCAGACCUGUACCCUAACAGUACACCACUGUGGCUCCUUACUGUGCAUACUUUUCAUUACAUGGGUGUGAACAAUGCAACAAAAUGGUCUAGUCAGUAGCAUGCAGAUUGAAAGGUAUGGCUUGAGUCAAGCCCUGAUCAAGACAAUGUGUUGUGUUCUUGAGCAUGACACUUAAAAUGCAAGAAACGUUUGUUGGAGUUCAGUUUGGUCAUGCCCCCAAUUUUGAGCUUCACUUCUCUGUAAAUAUGCAUUAUUGAUCAAAAAAGUUGCAGAUGAAUUCUCAGGUUUGACUGUCUUCUGCUGAUCUUUGCCACUCAAUCACAGACAUUUUCAACAGUUACAAACUUUGUAACUCUGCUUCACACAAUUUCUUGUACUGGAUCAAAAAAGUGAGAAAUCUAGAGUUCAGCUUGCCUGCUGAGUCAUCAAUCACAGCACAGGAUUUGCUUCAGAUUGCUCACUGGCACUGCCAGCCAUGUAAUAUUGUCAAAUUAAGGAAUUUUUGAUUAUCCAUCAAAAUGCAUUGUUAGAAUCUUGGCCCUAUAGAGUGUUAAAACAAGUAAAUUUGAUUUUAUUGAAUUGCAGUUCAGUGUGAUGUACAAAUCCAGAAACAACAGUAGCAUUCACCGAGAUGACACAAUCUCUGCAUUAGCAAGUAUAGUAAUGAAUGCCAGGAAGGGACACACUGUGAACCUGAACAACCCAGACUUAGCAAUCUGUGUGGAGAUCAUGAAGGUAAAAUACAAACUUACUUUGGAUUUUUAACACAUUGACAGAUUAACAAAUUGACAGUGAAAAUGUUCCAUGCUUUGAUCUUAAUGAGUGAAGAGGGUAAGUUUCUAAGGAAACUGUGGUGCUGCAUCAGAAGGAGAGUAUAACAGGGUAAUUUAGUCAUGGUUUGAUGCUACUCCGGUUUAAUUAUUUAAUAAAUGAAUGUAACCAAGAAGUUACAAUUCAUAGACCCAACAUUUUGACACUCAUGACAAUGGUGGCUUACUUCCUGACGCCUAUUAACACCUCAUCAGAAAAAAGGCAGCUAAUUAGUGAGCGUAUAAAAGGACCUCUUGUUGCAGCGUUUAGAUCACCCCUGAUGAAGGCACUAGACAGGAGUGUCGAAACGUUGGGUCUAUGAAUUGUAACUUCUUGGUUACAUUCAUUAAAACUUUAAACCAGAGUAGCAUCAAACCAAGUUUGAUUGUCCACUUGGCUGCCAUGUGAACUUUCAUAUAGGUUAAUUUAGUGUUAUCAACUGAGUUGAUCAUGUAUAUUGGCCACCUUAAAGAGUUUAAAGGCUGACAUUUUGAGCAUUAGCGUCAGAGCAAUUGACUAAGGGCUAACUGUCGAAAUGUCAACCUUCAAACUCUUUAUGUUGGACAAUUUAUGUCAUCAACUCAGUUAAUAACACUAAAUUACCCCAUCUUAAUGAAUGGUUUAGUAGUAUUACUAUAAGGAGAAAUUAGAUGCUGGUCACUCUUUAGGGUUGAACCCUUUAAACCCUGAGAGUGACCAGUAUCUAAUUUCUCCUUACAGUAAUAUGGCUGAAUCAUUUAUUAAGAUCAUGAGAAUAAAUGAAAUGAUCACCACCCAAAGAAGCUUUGAUUGUUCAACAAAUUCUCCCUGUCAGUACCAAAGGAAAUGUACAGAGAGGGGUAUGGAGAAUAUAGAUACUGAUGUUAGGGUGUAAAGGGUUAAAGGAUUAAGUGCCUGCAUUUUGAAAUUACAAGGCCAUGACAUCACUUACAUGACUUUGCAGAGUCCUACCUAAAUGGCAGGACCCUUAUUGUGAGGUUCACAUCUAGGUACUGCUUUGACUGUGCCAAAAGUCAUUACAGUUACUUGAGUAAUCAAUGCCUCUUUUUGUUGUAUGUAGUUGCGCAAAAAGAUCAUUGAUCCUCAGUGUUAAGUGGCCAGUAAUUCAUUUGCUCAAAUUCCACCAGUGAUAACUUAUGUUAACCCUUUAACUCCCAGAAGUGAUUAAUAUAAAACUUCUCCCUACAAUAUCCAUACAUUCCUCAGCAAACAGAUAAUGAGAAUAUUCAAACUUAUCAGGUAGAAGUUGCUAUCUUGAUCUAGCACCAAGUUCUCAUAACUAAUUUACAAGGAAAUGUCUAACAGCUAAUGGGGACAGUUUAACAAUCAGUUCUUGGGAGUUACAGGGUUAACUCCCAUAUCACAUUCAUAAUUCUCCUUAAUGUCAACCAUACAAUUCUUAUAAUGUUAGUUCAGAGAAUUUAGUAUUAGAUCAACUAAUUAUCCCCAAAUUGAUAUUUUUCUUUAUUCUUAUCACUUAUCUGACUGAUAUUGUAUUGAUAUUGUGAGGAGAAAUUCUGUCUUGGUCACUCAUGGUAGCUGAAGGGUUAAGAGCAAACACAUAGGUUUUUUACAAAUGCUCCUUUCAGUAUAGUAAGUGAGCAUUCUCAAUUUUACUAAAUUUUCUAUUAGUAGGAACAGCAAAAUUUUUUGUACCCAUUAACUGUUACAAUUGUUUUAUUUUUUAUAGUAUUUUAGUUUUGAAGUCACUCAGCAUCCACUUUGAAUUAUUUGAGAUUUGUUCCUGUUCUCUUUUGUCAGAGUUAUCCUUUAUCUCCCAGGGGUGACUAACAUGUAAAUUCUCUAUAAAAUCCACACACUAUCCAGCAAACAGGUAAUGAGAAUAUUCAAACUUAUCAGGUAGCAGGUGUUAUCUUGAUCCAACACCAAAUUCUCGUAACUAGUUUACUUAAGCAUGUGUAGCAGUUAGAGGGGAGAAUUAACAAUCAGAUCUUGAGAGUUAAAGGGUUAACUAAUUUAGAGUAUUGUUGUUUUAAUUUCCUCUGUAGAAUGUCUGCUGCAUGAGUGUGGUUAAAGAUUUUAUGAAAUUGAGAAAAUACAACAUUCAUGAGGUGAAUGAGAAAAUUUUCCAAUCUCAAAGGAGAGAUAAUGAGGACAGUGAAAAGGUGAAAAGCAAAAACCAAACCAUUAUGAAAAGUGAUGACAAUGAUGCUGAUAGUGGUGCGCAAAGAGACGGCAAUAAUGCUGGUAGUGAUAUGAAUAGAGAUGGAAAUAAUGCUGAUAGCACUACUGUUGAUGAUGCAACCUCUGAAAAUCCAGAUACUUGAAAUGAUGUCAGUGUUACAGUGUUGACUGUAGGUAAUGAUGGUAAGAUUGGAGAAGGUCUGCGAAAGGUUAUGAAUUCUGCCCACAGAAUUUAGAGCAUAAUUUAAUACCCUUUGCAGGAGGAUUCUCAAUAUCACUAUGGGAUUGUCUAAAUUGGGCUGAUAUUCAAAACCAAUCAAAGAUACACUGUGAUGACAAUAUGAUUUUCAUUUUUCAUCGCAAGGUAAAAGUUGAAUUUACUUUUAAGUGGUUGGCAAAGGGUUUAUAGGUUUAUUUAUUUGUAACACAUGAAUUUUACAGAAAAGGGGAGAGUAAUUUAUGAAGCAGUGUAGGCAUGAUUUCUUUCAUUUUGUGAAAACCUCACAUGUAAGAGGGGAGAUUUAAACUUUUCCCCUUUAUAUACAUGACACAUGAAUUUCUCUAAAAUUUUGCGCAUGAAACAGGACUAGGAAUCCCUCUUUUUUACCUUCUUUGAAGCAUUCUCAGGCUUCUAGUCACUGCCACACACACACACACACACACACACAAUACAGUUCUACCUUAAACAUGGUUGAAUCUCCGAACUCUACUUUACACAUCAGAGAGUCAGACACAAUGAGCUGCUCAAGGCACAAAGGAAGUAAUGCAAUUUGAACUAUGAGGAAACUGAUACUAGUGAAGUCACAUGACAAGGGUCAAAUAACUUAUGUUAUGCAGCCUAAUUUUGGGCAUAAUGCCAUAGUCAGAGUAUCGAACAUGAUACCGACAUAAUGACUAAUUAAAACUUCUUAAAAAGUCCCUUGAUGUCUCAGUUCGGCAAGUGAUUUUUUUUAGCAUAAUGUAUCUGACCUUACACAACACAGUCUGAAUUCUCAGCACAUGCAUACAGUUAUCUACAGAGUCAAUGAACUGUCAUUGGCACAAUUUUUUUUUAUGUUUAUUUAUUAUCAUUUCUCUUCAGAACACAACACUCCUGUAGUGAGAUUUUAUGGAAAAUUUACUACCUGACAUAAAUGUCCUUUGAUAACAAUUUUAAUG
This is a messenger RNA of Pocillopora meandrina, 6650 nucleotides long. The record is from the annotation of a GenBank genome assembly. Lineage: Eukaryota; Metazoa; Cnidaria; Anthozoa; Scleractinia; Pocilloporidae.